This is a messenger RNA of Emiliania huxleyi CCMP1516, 726 nucleotides long. RefSeq lists its product as hypothetical. The coding region runs from base 1 to 726 and encodes 241 amino acids. Lineage: Eukaryota; Haptophyta; Isochrysidales; Noelaerhabdaceae. The transcript is spliced from 7 exons. The record is from RefSeq and is a predicted model, not a curated record.
AUGCAAGAGCGCUGCGCUGAGAACGAGCAGUGGUGUACCAAUGAAGUACUGUACCGAAUCCAGGCUGAACCAAUGAGGAACGCUACCUCGAUGGCGCUCCGGGCGCUGCUACUUGUCGCUCUGCUUGCCGACGGCGCACCGGACCAAUCCCCAGGGCGCGGCGUGCGGAGACAGCCCACGCUGCUCGCGGUCGACGGGCGCGCUCUCGCGGAGAUGGGCGCACUCCGACUAUCGGGCAGCGCGGCCGCCGCAAAUGUCGGAGCCGUUUCGGAAACCGUGCGCUCCUGGUGGACGAAGGGCGGUGUGAUGGAUACGGCGGGUGGUGCCCUCCUCGCUCUCAAGGCGUACACGCUGUGGUUCUUCUUCGGCCUCCUCGCGCUGCGCCUCUCGCUCGCGCCGGGGGCCGCAGGCGAGGGCGGCGUCGAGGAGGAGGGCGAUGCGGCCGCGGUGGACGAGACGAGCCGCGAGGACGCGUCCCUCGCACGCGCGCUCGCUGCCGCUCUCUGCCGCGCCGCCGCCUUCUGCGGGGGGGCUGCCCUCGCGCUGCUCUUUGGCGCGCUGCAGCUCUCCCUGCCGGCCGUGCUGAUUCCGGCCGGGCGUUGGAUCCGGCUCCGGCGGGCGGCGGUGGCGUCGGGCGCGAUGCCUGCGGGCGCGGUGGCGUCGGGCGCGAUGCCCAGCUAUGACUUUUUGCCGAAAAUAAAAGGGAUAAAAAGCGGUAUCCGGUAA